Molecule: messenger RNA, 2321 nt
Organism: Labrus mixtus (cuckoo wrasse)
Lineage: Eukaryota; Metazoa; Chordata; Actinopteri; Labriformes; Labridae
Product: meprin A subunit beta-like
Exons: 14
Coding region: 250-2103 (617 amino acids)
Biological process (GO): proteolysis
Cellular component (GO): membrane
Molecular function (GO): metalloendopeptidase activity; zinc ion binding; protein binding
Source: RefSeq, a predicted model, not a curated record
GUGAAAGUCACAAUUCUCUCCGCUCUAGAUAGUUCAGUUUAGAAACCAACAAUGCUCUUAAUCCAGGAAGAACGUGAUCAUAUUUAUUAAGCUAAAAGCACAAAGAAGUGAUCCAAAAACUGUGGAUUUCAGAGUGUUUUCAGAGUGAGAUUUUUUUUAGGCGUUCAUCUUUGUUUUAAUCAUAUCAUUUCUCCAAACUUUAUUCUCAUCGUUGAGCUUUUACCAUUUUGAGGACAAAUAUUAACAAUCAUGGAUUUCUGCAUUAUUUUUGUGCUAAGCACCCUUCAAGUUGCCAUGUCUCUAGAGCCUUUGUUGAUGGACAUGGAUGAUGAUGGGGACUGGGAUAUAACAGAGAUAAAUGAAGGCCUGGAUUUAUUUGAGGGUGACAUCAUGGAAGAAAUGCAGACACAAACAAGGGUAGCCAGGAAUGCCAUUUUGAAUCAAAAACAGUUGUGGGACAUCCCUGUCCCUUAUGUGUUAGAAGCCAACCUUGAUGUAAAUGCUAAAGGAGUCAUUCUGCAGGCCUUUGAACAUUUCCGCUUGAAGACAUGUAUUGAUUUCAGACCCAGACAGUCUGAGGAAUACUACCUUUCAGUCAGACAGAAUCCAGGGUGUUACUCUUUUGUGUCAAGGAUUGUUAAAAGUGGCCAAGUUGUCUCCAUUGGUAGGCGAUGUGAUCACCUUGGUAUUGUCGAGCAUGAGUUUCUCCAUGCUUUGGGAUUUUAUCAUGAACAGUCUCGAUAUGACAGAGAUGAUCACGUAACCAUUAUCUGGAAAAACAUAAAAGACGGAUACCAGGGAAACUUUAGGAAGAUAAGCCAAAGCUUAAGAACAACAUUUAACACUCCAUACGACUACCUCUCAGUGAUGCACUACGGAAAAAAGGUUUUUUCUAAAAACACGGGAGACACGAUUGCCACUAAGCUACCUGAGUAUCAGGACAAAAUCGGCCAGCGAAUGGAAAUGAGCUUCUUUGACAUGUACAAGUUGAAUCGCCUUUAUAACUGCAAUGCAUCAAUUACUAUUGUGGAGCAUUGUAACUUCAGUGUUGAUAUCUGCGGGAUGAGCUGUUGUGAAAAAGGUUUGGCCAAAGGUUGGAAGAGAUUGAGCAACACUGCAGGAGAGCCAUUAACUGACCACACCACCCUGACCAACCCUGGAGGUUAUUUCAUGCAUGCUAGCACAGCUUCAGGUCAUGAGGGUGACUCAGCCUGGCUGGAGACCAACAGGAUGAAUCCCACUGGAACAUGUAACAUCCAGUGUCUCCAGUUCUACUAUUACCACAGUGGAAGUGAGUCGGACAAGCUCAACAUUUGGAUCAGAGAGUUCCAAGAUGAGAGGGAGUCAACAGGAAAAAGGCGCCUCAUGGGUCAGAUCACUGGUGAACCAUCAUUUAAAUGGACGUUUUACAAGGUGUCCCUGAAUGCUACCAAGCCUUUCCAGGUCGUGUUUGAGGUGCGUAAAGGAAACGAAGAGUCUUCAGGAGGCUUUUCCAUUGAUGACAUCAACCUGUCUGAGUCUGGGUGUCCACAUCAUGUCUGGGAAAUCUCGGAUUUCGAGAGUCUCUUGACAAGCACUGACUACAAUAGUUAUCUGCUCAGCCCUCGGGUGUACUCUCCUGAAGGCUAUGCUUACCAGAUGUUGAUUGCUCUACGAGAAACCUUCUUUGGAGUGUAUUUUCGUUUAGUGUCUGGAGACUAUGAUUCAACACUCCAAUGGCCGUGCCCAUGGAGGCAGGUGACCUUUAUCAUGCUGGACAAGAACCCAAACAUUCAACAUCAAAUGUCCAAUCAGAUCACUCUGACAACUGAUCCAACUUACACUGCAUUUGACAACCCUCGUAUGGUUGGAAGACAAAUCCAAUGGAAUGAAGAGUCUCUUUACAUGAACCCAGCCUAUGGAGUGAACUCGUUUCUCUCCUUGGAGCGAAUCAGGAGCCGGGACUUCCUGAAGGAAGGCACUGCUGUAUUUCUCUUCUCAAUGGAGGCUAUUUCAAACCUGCAGCAUAGCAGCUCGCUGCCUUGCCCAAAACAUCCACCAAACAAAUUCACAACCACACACUCAGACAACUCUGACCAAGGUCCAUGCAACGUGACGGGUUGACACAAAAGCUGAUAUGGGGCUGAAGCAGAUGUUCCUUGAAGUGUUAUCGCCUCAAAAUGUCAAGUUUUACUUUAUUUGCUCGCCUUGUAGAUAUCUAUGUAUCUGUUAGGAAGAACAAAUAGAUUGAAUUGGAAAAGUGCAUCCUCCUUUGCUGCAGUUAACGGAUCCUUGUUGUUGAAAUCUUCACGUAUAAAGUAAAAUAUAUAUAUUUUAUCUUC